AUUUCUUCCUCUAUAUCCUCUCCCACUCCAAUUAGCCUCCUGUGUCUUCUUCCCCCCAAAACCCUAACCUUAACCCUAACCCUAAUUUGCAGAAAACUCAACUCAACACAGCCAUGUCUGACCUCGAGAUAACUCGUUCCGAGAAGAAGAAAAAGAAGAGCAAAUCCAAAUCCGAUUCGGGUCCGGACCCAAACGCCCAAACCGACACCGAUUACCUUAUCAAACCCCAAAGCUUCACUCCCUCCAUCGACACCUCUCAAUGGCCGAUCCUCCUCAAGAACUACGACCGCCUCAAUGUACGAACCGGACACUACACUCCUCUUCCCUCUGGUUUCUCCCCCCUCAAACGCCCUCUCGCAGAGUAUAUCAGGUACGGUGUUCUCAAUCUCGACAAACCCGCCAACCCCUCUUCUCACGAGGUCGUGGCUUGGAUCAAACGGAUCAUCCGGGUCGAGAAAACGGGCCACAGCGGUACCCUCGACCCGAAAGUCACCGGAAACCUCAUCGUUUGUAUUGAUCGGGCUACCCGGCUCGUGAAGUCCCAGCAAGGGGCUGGGAAGGAGUAUGUGUGUAUUGCCCGGCUCCAUUCGGGUGUGCCCGAUGUUGCCAAGGUGGGUCGGGCUUUGGAAACCCUAACUGGUGCAGUUUUUCAGCGCCCUCCGCUGAUUUCGGCGGUGAAAAGGCAGCUUAGGAUUAGGACAAUCUAUGAAUGUAAGCUAUUAGAGUAUGAUCCAGAUCGCCAUUUGGUUGUGUUUUGGAUUUCUUGUGAGGCGGGUACGUAUGUGAGGACAAUGUGUGUUCAUUUGGGUCUGAUUUUGGGUGUUGGAGCUCAUAUGCAAGAGCUUCGAAGAGUGCGAUCGGGGAUUAUGGGUGAGAAUGAUAAUAUGGUGACGAUGCAUGAUGUCAUGGAUGCGCAAUGGAUAUACGAUAAUUAUAGAGAUGAGAGUUAUUUGAGGAGAGUGAUUAUGCCAUUGGAGGUUUUGUUGACUAGUUAUAAGAGAUUGGUUGUGAAGGAUUCGGCGGUGAAUGCGAUUUGUUAUGGUGCUAAGUUCAUGAUUCCCGGGUUAUUGAGGUUUGAGAAUGAUAUUGAGGUCGGGGAAGAGGUGGUUUUGAUGACUACUAAGGGAGAGGCGAUUGCGUUGGGGAUUGCAGAGAUGACUACGGCUGUUAUGGCUACUUGUGAUCAUGGGGUUGUGGCGAAGAUUAAGAGGGUAGUGAUGGAUAGAGAUAUGUAUCCAAGGAAAUGGGGGUUGGGUCCAAGGGCUUCUAUGAAGAAGAAGCUGAUUACGGAGGGAAAGUUGGAUAAGCGUGGUAAACCAAAUGAGAACACCCCAUCUGAGUGGAUGAGGAAUGUGGUUCUUCCCUCAGGAGGUGAUUCUAUGGUUGCGGGUCUUGCUGCUGCAACUGAACCAGCAAAUACAGAGGCAGCGGAGGGAGAGAAGAAAAAGAAGAAAAAGCAUAAGGAUGGGGAAAAUGGCAAAGAGGGUCGUAAGCGUAAAUUGGAGGCGAUUGAUGGGAGCCCUGUGCCAGAUGUUGCUAAGAAAGUAAAGAUUGAUGAAACUGUAGUAGUGGGGGCUGAAACAGAGGAGUUAGAGGUGGAAGUUGAAAAGAAAGAGAAGAAAAAGAAAAAGAAAAAAGAAGGGGGUGGUGAGGAUGUGACUUCUGAUUUGGAGAAAUCUGAGAAGAAAAAGAAGAAGAGCAAAGACGCACAGAAUGGAAGUGCCUCUGUAUUGCCUACGGGUACUGGUGGGAGUGAUGACGAGGCAAACAAAACCGGGAAGAAGAAGAAGAAAAAGAAGAGUAAAGAUGCCGAACAGGAGUAGAUCGAUGAAUUGCAGCUUUGAAUGUGGAAAUACUCAUUUAUGUAUGAGGAAAAGUUUGGUAAAUGCAGUUAUGUAUGAGGAAAGUUUGGUUAUAUCACCUGACGGCAAUUGGGAAGAGGAAGAGUUGAGGGGGGAAGCAACAUAUGUGGAAAAAUACAUUUCAGGCUCAGCUCCUACAUGGAAACGGGCCAAAGAUGAUUCCUCGGAAUACUUUAUAGCUUUAAGAAGAAUAUGAAGAGUAUGGCUUAGAUUUGGAAUAGACGGUAGAUAACUCUUUUAACUUAAUUUCAUUUAGAUGAAUCCAGACAGCUAAAGUGAUUGAUUUCUUGAAAUGAAAUGUUAUGCUUAUUUUGUGGUUAAUGACUUUGAGUACCUCAAAGGUAUGUGAGGCUUGCUUGAAGAGAUUGGGUUUUGCUUGAAGAAAUCUUUUGGGUGAUCAUAUUGUUGAUUUUAA
Camellia sinensis is the source of this 2277-nucleotide messenger RNA. RefSeq names its product H/ACA ribonucleoprotein complex subunit 4. Gene Ontology annotation, molecular function: RNA binding; pseudouridine synthase activity. NCBI's taxonomy places the organism in Eukaryota, Viridiplantae, Streptophyta, Magnoliopsida, Ericales, Theaceae. The record is from RefSeq and is a predicted model, not a curated record. Gene Ontology annotation, cellular component: box H/ACA snoRNP complex. Gene Ontology annotation, biological process: snRNA pseudouridine synthesis; mRNA pseudouridine synthesis; box H/ACA sno(s)RNA 3'-end processing.